AUGCUUGUUGGUGAGCUUAUCAAUUUGGAGAGAGAUUUGAAAGACGAGGACAAUAAAAAGGAUGCCACCAAGCAGGUGGAGAUACAGAAGAAUAAACAAGCCAAGACGUUGGUCAAGAAUGUUGCAGGUGGGGUGCACUCAAUCACCCAUCAGAGUGCAGCCCCUGCUUUGAAAAAAAGAAGAGUCAAUGUGGAAAGUACAGGCCCAUCAAAUUCUGGUGCUGAAAAGCAAUUUACAAAAGGGGGAAAUGUGCUGUUCUUUUUGAAGAACUUCAAAGAUGAGAUGGAAAACGUUAUCGACACUGAAGUCAAGUAUAAGCAGCUUGAUUCUGCUUAUCACAUGGAGGACAAGCUGGACUCGAUUGAGAAAAGCAACAACAGGAUUGCAGACACAUUGGAGUGGUUGGCGGGUGCUGUUAUGAAUAUGAAUGACAUGCUUCAACAACUCCUUGCUGCAAUAACCCAUCAACCCUCACUUUGA
Molecule: messenger RNA, 480 nt
Organism: Phycomyces blakesleeanus NRRL 1555(-)
Lineage: Eukaryota; Fungi; Mucoromycota; Mucoromycetes; Mucorales; Phycomycetaceae
Exons: 2
Coding region: 1-480 (159 amino acids)
Source: RefSeq, a predicted model, not a curated record